AUGCGACACUUGACAGAAACUCUGCGAAUAGAAAUAUUAAUGAUGAUUGGUUACGGUGAUAUGUGCAGAUCACAACAGCAAGUUGCAAACGUUUUUAAUGGAAAAUACCCAGAUUUACCACCACUUUCUCAGGCAAAUGUGUCUAAAAUACAUGCACAAUUUCGUGAAUAUGGACACGUUAAACCAUUACGCAGGACGCCUCAUUUUAUUGAUGAAAAUGUGAAAGUUAAUAUUUUAUUAGCUUUUCAAGAAGAUCCAACAACUUCUACGCGUCAGGUUGCACAAUUGAUUGAUGGUGAUUCUGAUAGAAGAUUACAAUUUUGCGAGCAAAUGCUGCAUAUGUUAAACAGGAAUGUUAUUUCUUCUGCAGAUAUUCUUUUUUCUGAUGAAUCAAAAUUUCUAUUAAAUGGCGAGGUAAAUAGACAAAAUUGCAGGUACUGGGCAGAAGAAAAUCCCCACUGGAUGCGACAAAGUCAUACCCAACGUCCUCAGAAAAUCAACGUUUGGGCUGGUAUUGUUGGUGAUCAUGUGGUGGGACCUAUUUUCAUUGAAAAUCUUAACGGGGCAAGAUAUCUUUAUAUGCUAAGAGAACAAGUUGUCCCAACUUUAGCAGAGUUGUUUCCAAAUCCAUUGGAACCUAAUCUUCCCAAUGAAAGGAUAUGGCUUCAACAAGACGGUGCCCCACCCCACUAUGCUCUUCCUGUGGAUCGGAAGAAGAGGUUUUAUAGAAUGGCCAGCAAGAUCACCGGAUCUAACACCUCUAGACUUUUUUCUAUGGGGAUAUCUAAAAACAGGGUGUUUAAAACACAACCUGCUAAUUUAGAUGAAUUAAGAAACAGAAUUACUGGAGAAAUUAGGAACAUAACACCGGAGGUUUUAAACAGAGUGCGGGAACAAUUUCACAGUAGAUUACUAAAGUGUAACAUUUAUAAGAUUGAAGAACAGAACAUCGCCGACGGUGGACGAGUGGUUAGUGCUGCUGACUACAAGCCGGAGGUCGUGGGUUCGAAUCCCACCAAGGCGACAACAUACAAAUUAGUAAGAAAUCUAUGUUUUGCUAGCAACCCUAGCACAAAAACCUAUGAAGAGCUGAAUAAUUUACUUAUAAAUCAUUUCUCAAAUAAAUCCGUAACGUGGAGAGAAAGGAUAAAGUUUAUGGAAACUCAGCAGAACUCGGGAGAGCCAAUCGCUGAUUACCACGCACGUUUAUUCUCAAUGGCGAGCGAAUGUAACUUCUCAGAAGGCCUAGAAUUAUUAGUGAAACUCAAAUUUGUGACAGGAUUGCGAGAUUUCAAGAAAGUGAAAGAAAACCUUGAAAAGAAUGUUGACGUGGCCAAAAAGCGAGAAUGUAUAGCUGGGGAGCAAGAAGUCCAUGCAAAUGGCAGACGAAAAUUCCCGCGAUUAUCAAGGAUGUCAUAA
This is a messenger RNA of Brassicogethes aeneus, 1419 nucleotides long. The record is from the annotation of a GenBank genome assembly. NCBI's taxonomy places the organism in Eukaryota, Metazoa, Arthropoda, Insecta, Coleoptera, Nitidulidae.